ACGCUCGUUCCAUGGGCUGUUGGUAAGCAGCUCGUGGGAUGUAACGGUAAUAGACUCCUUAGCCGCUAGUAGGAUUAGUGCCGGGUUUGUUUAUAAACCUGGUACGACUGCCGCUGAAGCGGAAGAGCGAAAAAAUGAAACGUAAAAAGACUUAAUAGAUGAUGAGUAUCUUCUUUUUGAGCAAGCUUUGUAAGAACCUAAGCAUAUGCACUGAGGAACCCAGAGCAAGUAGCUUUUUAAAACAGAGAAUCUCCCUGGCAAUACAUAUUGCGAACGCCGCUUGCGUACUCGGAACAAUAAUUGACAAAACAACUUUCGACAAAUUUUUUAUUUGUAACACAAUUAUAUUUGUAUAUUUUAUUUUCUCGUGUCGAUUUGCGUGUUCUUAGUGAAGAAACGUAACAGGUAUCGAGUUUGAUUGCAAGGACAUCAACACUUAUCAUUGCCUUGUUAUUAAUAUCAAUUCCAUAUCUAGAAAAAUCCAAGGAUUUUGCCUGGAGUACGUGAUGAAGGGACUCAUGACUGUAAUCUCGGUUACUAUGAUACUUUUGACUUUCUGAUUACUAUUAGGUGGACCAGAUGGUUUAUUCGGAGAUAAUUGUGGGCUCAGAAAAACUCAUAGGUAGGUAAAAUUGUUGACAAAUUCAAUUGUUUCAUUUUGUACAUCCGCAUAUCCAUUUUUGAUAAGCUUCCACCCUUUCUGAAUUUUAUUGCUUUGGAAAUCCCACGUGUACUGUUAGAUUGUUCCUGUCGCAGUAAUUUUCCAGCUCUUUUAGAGCGUUUUGUAUGUGUUCACAUUUUUUAGUUUUUUGUUGGAACAGUCGAAAAUUAAUGAAGUAUUUCGUUGGCUCACAAUUCGACCAAUCAGAAAUCGAGUUGAAUAAUUUUGGUACAAAUGGGGCUUGACCCUGGAAAGCACCAAGAUCUUCAGCUUUGUGUUAAUUGAAAUCAAAAUUUUGUUUUCAGAACUGGAAAUGUGCAAUGUUUUCUGUGUCUCAGCUUUGUCUAAUAAAUAUAUUGUCUAUUAUUCUCUUGUAUUGUAAUAUAUUAGCUGUUUGAGUGAAUAUUUCGGCAGUGAUGCGCCGAAAAUAUCGGAUGCUUGCAAUUGCAAAAUAUGCAUGUCAGUUGUCAGUGUUGAUAUUCUUGAGUAAAUCACUAUAAAUGUAUGUCACUUUUCAGAUUCACGUUAUUAUGUUUCUCUUUGUAAUUCUUUUUCUUUUCCUGCUCAGUGUUGCAUGGCUUUGUCAUCUCAUUUUUAUUGGCCCAGAGCAUGGAACAGUUAUCAUUCACCCGGUUAACCUUUUUGGUGCUUCAAUCAUUCCCAUAUUUGUCGCUUGGCGCUCCUUCUCAAGAAAAAAGCUGGAUCUUCUAGGAGCAAUUUUUGCUUAUUUCAUUGGUUUUACGACUUUCAUUUCCAAUUUCUCUAUUUUUUGUUCCUUGAUGGGUUUCUUUUUCUCGAGCAACAUUUUCACUAAGUGGAAGAGCAACCGAAAAGCAAAGCAGUUAGCAGAUUAUGAAACCACUGGUUGCAGGGAUAGUUAUCAAGUUUUGUGCAAUGGCGCUGUUGUGUACGUUUCAUGUAUUUUAAUAGCGUAUGAAUGUCGAAUGCAGCUCAGAGAACUUAGUUUCAUGUCGCAAUAUAGCUGCACCAUGUAUUAUCUUAUGUCAAUUUCUGCAAUCUCUUGCUCGUGUGGCGAUACCUGGGCGUCUGAGAUUGGAACUGCAAUUGGAUCAGAUACUCCUCGUCUUGUAACUUCAUUUAGGAGGGUACCCGCUGGCACAAAUGGAGCUGUAUCUCUGACAGGAUUGAUCGGCUCUGGCGUGGGAGGAUUAUUCGUGGGACUAUGUGCUCUAUUAUCUCUUGGUCCUCAGUUCUGGUCAAUCUCAACUACAUUUGAUCUCCUUCUAUUCUGCACCUUAUCAGGUCUAAUCGGAUCAGGAAUUGACUCGAUUUUAGGCGCCAUGUUUCAAUACAGUGGCAUCGAUCAAAGAACCAUGAAAGUUACAAAUGAGCCAAAUUUACAUGCUGUACAUAUAUCAGGCUAUCCGAUUCUAAGCAAUAACGCAGUUAACGUGCUAACCUCUGUACUAACAUCUUUUGCCGUCAUGCCUAAGCUAGCUGUAUAUCUCAGGCUGUUUAAUGAAAGUCAUACAUUUUGAUUCGUGUAUAUUUUGAUUAUUAAGAUAUACGAGUAGUAUAGCGCAACAAGAGGUCAUGCCUGUUUUCGGAGAAAGGUCAACCUGUCAAGGUCGCGUGACUAUGUUACUCAAUUAGCCUAAUCUUUUUUUUUCUCGGGGGUCGUAAUAAAGAUCUGAUCAGAUUAAUUUUUUCACCUGCGUUAAUUUUUGGGGUAUAUGACCGGACUCAUUGGGGAAAUUUUGUCCAAUUGUUAAUUAAGUGGAUAACUCUGUGACAUCGCUGAGGGAAACAAACUCUUAUCAGAUUAAUUU
Symsagittifera roscoffensis is the source of this 2451-nucleotide messenger RNA. RefSeq names its product transmembrane protein 19-like. The record is from RefSeq and is a predicted model, not a curated record. Gene Ontology annotation, cellular component: membrane. NCBI's taxonomy places the organism in Eukaryota, Metazoa, Xenacoelomorpha, Acoela, Convolutidae. The transcript is spliced from 5 exons. The coding region runs from base 1162 to 2160 and encodes 332 amino acids.